Molecule: messenger RNA, 1284 nt
Organism: Oncorhynchus kisutch (coho salmon)
Lineage: Eukaryota; Metazoa; Chordata; Actinopteri; Salmoniformes; Salmonidae
Gene: nherf4b
Product: NHERF family PDZ scaffold protein 4b
Biological process (GO): protein localization to plasma membrane
Cellular component (GO): apical plasma membrane
Molecular function (GO): protein-membrane adaptor activity; signaling receptor binding
Source: RefSeq, a predicted model, not a curated record
AUGGUCAUCUCAGAUGAUGCAGAGCCUUGCUUGAGGCCCACACUGCAUCUCUGCGUUCUUAAACGUGAAGAGGGUGAGUCCUUCAGCUUCCACCUGCGUGUGGAGAAGGGCUGCCUUGGACGUGUGAUCAGACAUGUGACGCCAUGCGGGGUGGUGGAGCGCGGUGGUCUCAGAGACGGGGAUCGACUCCUGGAGGUCAAUGCGGGCUUUGUGGAUGACAUGAUACACCCAAAGGUCAGAUGGCCGAUGACCUAUAGUGGCCAUGCGGGAGAAGGGACGGAUCUCAGUGAGCCUGGUGAGCGGGGUCCACCCGAGAGAGCGGGGGUGUGUAGGGGAGACCGCCUGUUGUGGAUCGAUGGCAACACAGUGUCAGAGCUCACAAACUCUGUUCUCAGCAAGAUGGUGAAGAAGUGCAGGGACCACAUGACCAUCCUGGUGAUUGACAGUGAGAGUGAGCAGAGCUAUGCACGUUGGCGGAUGCCUAUCCUCCCCACCAUGGCUGGUUCCCACCACAACCUGCCACAUUCACCCAGGAAACUCCAGCUGGUCCCUGGACCCAAGGGCAGAGAGGAGAUGACACCGUCAGGAUGCAAAGCCCACGUAAUGCGUGAGGUAGACCAAGGCAGCCCGGCUGAGAUGGCAGGCAUUGAGGAAGGAGACCUGCUACUUGAGAUCAAUGGAGAGGCAGUGGAGUCACUGGGCCAUGAGGACAUAGUGGACAGAGUACGGAAGAGUUGCCAACAAAAUUGGAGAGGAAACUGCCUGCAGAAAAUGUUGACCCCUGCCAUCACAGCCCGUGGCCAAGAGUUUUACACGCAGUUGGAUCUAUCCCAUCUGCUCUUCUGUGGGAGUAAUGCAGUUGAACAGGUAAAGGAAAAUGAGAACCUAGCCCCACCACCACUCCGAGUUGUAGUGGAGGUUCCAAAGGAAGAACCAGUGGUGCUGCCCACUGUGCCUAGUCCUGUGCCCAGUCCACGGCUUUGUGUUCUCCAGAAAGGACCUCUGGGUUUCGACAUUAUCUUGGGCUGUGUCCAGGACACCCCUGGAAUCUUUGUAAGCCAGGUGGUGCUGGGGGGCUCUGGGAGUAGAGCAGGACUUUUGGUGGGGGACGUGGUGAUGGAAGUGAACGGACAGAACAUGCAGGAGAACUGUCUGGAGGAUGUGAUGGUUCUGGUUCAGGAGGGAGGAAAUUCUCUUUCUCUUCUGGUUGUGGAGAAGAGUGGGUACAACAAGCUCGGACAGAGCCAGAGUCCCUUUACUGCUGUAGAGGCUACGCUGCUCUGA